CUGCAUCAAUUCGCACUGCGUGGUUCGCUCAUAGAGGGUUCGUGACAGUGCUUGCUGGCUGGCUGCAUGAUUUAUUUGUUUUGUUUCUCCCAGUGGUUCUCCUCAGCUCAGUUUCUCGGUUUCUCUCGAUUGCUGCAAUGGCUUGUGGGAAAUAAGCAUGGAAACGCUGCUUAAUUGUUGUUGUCGCCACCGGCCUGAGCUUUAGUCCCAGCGCAGGCAGGAAGUGCAGACGUUCAGUUAUGGUGUGAACCGAAUCAUGUCAGACUUGCUGCUGAAAGAGAUGGACGGACUGUCGCUUUGUCACCAAAAACAGGAUGAAGAGGAGGUCAGCGACAGGAGUUUCCUUUUGGUGGACGAACAUGAAAAUCUGCAGGUGUGUGACGAGGCGCAGUUCCUGGAGAAGCUGGGCUGCCGGGACGUCCCCAGCGUCAAGGUGGUGUCCAUCUUCGGCAACACGGGCGACGGGAAGUCCCACACGCUGAACCACGUGCUGUUCGGCGGGGAGGAGGUGUUCCGCACCUCGCCCCUGCAGAGCUCCUGCACGGUGGGCGUCUGGGCGGCCUACGACCCGGGCCUGCGGCUGGUGGCGCUGGACACGGAGGGCCUGCUGGGCGCGGCGGCGGGCGGCGGGCAGAACCAGCGCAUGCGGCUGCUGCUGAAGGUGCUGGCGGUGUCGGACGUGGUGGUGUACCGCACGCGGGCCGAGCGGCUGCACAACGACAUGUUCGAGUUCCUGGGCCGGGCCUCGGGGGCCUACCAGCAGUACUUCACCCCGGAGCUGCGCGACCUGUCCACCCGCUGCGGCCUGGAGGUGCCCCUCUCCAGCCUGGGGCCCGGCGUCAUCGUCUUUCAGGAGACGUCCCGCACCAAACUACUGGGACAGGAGAGCGAGGUCCCCGGGCAGGCCGACGCCCUGCUGCAGAAGCGCUUCCACGACCUGGGCCUGCGCACGGAGGCCUUCAGCUCCGUGCAGUACGUGGGCACCCAGACCAUCAACCCCCCCACGGACUACUCCCUGCUGCUGCGCGCCGUGCGCCAGCAAGUGGGCAACACCGCCACCCGCUCCCCCCGGCAGCCUGGCAUCGUCUUCAGAGCCCUGCAGGCCCUGAGUGACAGGUUCUGUGGGGAGAUCUCUGAUGACAAGAUGAACCUCUACUCCUUCUUUCCUGACGAGUACUUCACCUGCCCCUCCAACUGCCUCAGCUGCAAUGUGCGCUGUAAAAAUGGCAUGAACCACCUGAAGGACGGCCUCCCUCACAGAGCAGAUGGGCUGUGCCAGUAUGCCCACCAGUACAACAACAAGGUUCUCAUCUGUAAGAAAUGCUACGAGGGAGGCAGAGAGGUCAUCGUCAUCCCCAAGACCUCGGCUUCCACGGACAACCCCUGGUUCGGCCUGGCCAAGUACGCCUGGUCAGGGUAUGUGCUGGAGUGCGCUAGCUGUGGGAUUAUAUACCGCAGUCGUCAGUACUGGCUGGGGAACCAGGACCCAGAGAGCAGUGUGGUGCGGCCCGAGGUCAAGCACGUCUGGCAGGGGUCCGAGGCCUUCCUCACUGACCACCAGAACGCCGCCCAGAGGGUCCUGGACGGGAUGAACUUUGUGAUCCAGUCCGUGUCGGAGUACAGCACCGGCCCCACCAAAGCAGUCACCGCCUGGCUCACCGACCAGGUGGCGCCAACCUACUGGAGGCCCAACGCGGAAAUCAUGGAGUGUCACGGCUGCAGGAGGGCGUUUGAGGAGGCGGAGAGGAGGCACCACUGCCGGUCCUGCGGGGAGGGCUUCUGCCAGGCCUGCUCCACCCGCACCAUGCCCGUGCCCGAGAGAGGGUGGGGCAGCGCCCCCGUCAGGGUGUGCGACGCCUGCCACCGCCAGGGAGGGGCCGCCACCACCGUGAUGCAGGUAGAGCCGCGGGGACUGAUGGCCCGGAAGGUGACGGAGGUUGCACAGUCCACCCUGGAGAUGGUGACCACUGUGGUGGACUACCCCCUGGGGUUUGUGAAGAGUGUGGCGCGGCCCGAGUACUGGGUCCCGGACCAUGAGAUUGUGCAGUGCCACCACUGCUCCAAGGUCUUCACCCCCAAAAUGUCCAAACACCACUGCCGUGCGUGCGGGCAGGGGGUGUGCAGCGGCUGCUCCGCCCAGGCCCGGCCCGUGCCCUCCCGCGGGUGGGACCACCCCGUGCGCAUCUGCGACACCUGCGCCCGCCGAAAAGAGAGCCUGUAGCGGGGCCGCCCCCCCCCCUGCACCCCCGCCCCUCCCUCCAUCCCCAUCCUCUCUUAACCCAGGCUUGCAUCGCAAUCUCCCGCCGUUCCGCAGAAGAGGCCAGCUGUCCGUCAUCUACGAUGGGCGUGGCCAGCCUACGCAGAGACUCCUCCCACAACCACUGGAAAGGCGGGGCUUCAGGGAGCCGGGGGAAACGGCUGGACCGCUCGGCUCAGAUCCCAGACGAGGCCCCCCCUCCCCCCCACCCCAACGAGCAGAAACCUCCAGAACCAGGCCUCGGUCCCCUCAUGUGAGGGCUCUCUGUGUCCAGCCCCGGUCUGAGACAGGGCCUGUAGCUUUAACCCAGAGGAAAAAGCACAAAGGGGGAGACAAACUGAAAUAAGACCCCUCCCCCUAAUAUAACUGUGCCCCCUGUUAGGGCACUGAGGUCUUCAGCCACCUGGUUCACUGUAUGCACUUGAUACCCUGUGCUAGUGCGCAAGGGAAGAGCAGUCUAUAUAUAAUGAACUGCUGCGAUUGAUUAUUUGAAUUGUAACCAUAACAGCAGUAUAGCUACACAAGCCAUAAUAGCCAUUGACGUUACAUUUUAAUACAUUUAAUACAUAAUGCAUAACAUUUUUUUUUUGGCUUGAAAGUACAGUGCCCAUCUGUGUAACAUCAGUUUUGAGAAUUGUAGGCAACACCCCCGUUGGUGCGUUUUUUUGUGAAGUUUGUGUGAAUUUGUAGCAAUACUAAUAUGUCCUCCCAACGUCCUAUCUGCAUCAGGAGGGCUGCAUGUUAUUGCUAGAAGGGCACUUCUGCUUGUGUUCGGCUACUCUGAUUGGCUCGGUUAUUACCGAGUGGGGGACUUGCCGUGUGGCGACUGCCGGUUUGAGAUGCUUGCCUCCUGGGUAUCAGGACAGUGGAUGGACAUCAUGCAUUUUACAGUCACGACAGGGAAACCCGUGUUUGGUACAGGAAACUCAAGCCACGGCACUUGGGACCGAUCCAUCUAGGGUGAGCGCACUUUAGAGGAAGUGCCAUUUUGGCUCCUGCCUUUCAGACUGAAGACAGAAUUCAUCAGGACUCAUCUCUCAUCUGGACCGGACGUUGCAGGCUCCUGUUUGUACAUUAGCCCAGGUUCUGUCCUCUUUAACGCAUCUGAUCUCAUUAAUGACUUUCAAAGGGAGGACCUUCCUCUGAGGCACCGUCCUAGCUCCCAUUUUCAUUUCUAUGGUGUAAUGUUUUAAGACUCAUAUAUGAUGCAGAGUCCAUGGCUAUAGUGAUCAGUUUUUUUUCCUUUUUAGAAGGCUGAUGAUGUUUGCUGGAAAUGUGAAUGCAUUAAUCAGAAAAGCAACAUUCGGUAGAUUUGACAGCUGACUGGCCGCUGCUGUGUUUUAAAGGGAGGGGUUUUCAUUUUUAGCCUUUUCAAUCAUUUCGGACUGGAGUGGGUUUGAGGACGGGAUUCCUCCAAACCGAGUGAGAGGGAAUUCUUCAGAUUGAGGACUCAUUGCGUUUACUGUGAACUUCUGAAACUGGAUAUUUAAAAAGAAAAAGAAAAAAAAGAAAACUGGCCUUCUGUACAGACUCAAUAACGGAAUCCUUGUGCGAAACUCACAGUAUAGAUAUGCAGCGUUAGACAAUCUUUUUAUUUUUUACCAAGCUUCUUAAUAAUAAAGAAUACUGAAGCACUGUUUUUCUCUUAA
Anguilla rostrata (American eel) is the source of this 3906-nucleotide messenger RNA. RefSeq names its product zinc finger FYVE domain-containing protein 1. Gene Ontology annotation, molecular function: metal ion binding; phosphatidylinositol-3,4,5-trisphosphate binding; phosphatidylinositol-3-phosphate binding. The record is from RefSeq and is a predicted model, not a curated record. The coding region runs from base 257 to 2221 and encodes 654 amino acids. Gene Ontology annotation, cellular component: lipid droplet. The transcript has 11 exons. Lineage: Eukaryota; Metazoa; Chordata; Actinopteri; Anguilliformes; Anguillidae. Gene Ontology annotation, biological process: lipid droplet formation.